This is a messenger RNA of Coniophora puteana RWD-64-598 SS2, 5103 nucleotides long. RefSeq lists its product as uncharacterized. The transcript is spliced from 16 exons. Lineage: Eukaryota; Fungi; Basidiomycota; Agaricomycetes; Boletales; Coniophoraceae. Gene Ontology annotation, biological process: protein polyubiquitination; proteasome-mediated ubiquitin-dependent protein catabolic process. Bases 1 to 5103 code for a protein of 1700 amino acids. Gene Ontology annotation, molecular function: ubiquitin protein ligase activity. The record is from RefSeq and is a predicted model, not a curated record. Gene Ontology annotation, cellular component: nuclear speck.
AUGGACGUCGAAGCAUUCAAGGGGGAAGACUCUGACCUUGACGAACAUGUCGCUAGUCGCGCGGAGGACGAUGACGGGACCGACAGCGAGGGGAACGGAGAACAUGAUGAUGACCACGCGGGAGAAGGGGAGGGAACCGAAAGGGGAGGCGACGAUAUGGGCGACGAAGGCGAGUCGCCGAUCUCUCCGGGUCUCUCUCGCGGUUUCGGCGGCCUCGAUGAAGCGACGGCGAUGGCCAUCUUCGGGGACUACCGACAGCUGGCUUCGCACAUGAUGUCGCUGUCCGGACGCCUCAAGACGAUGCUCAACAACAUCAAGGCGAGCGCCGACCCGACGACCCGAAUGGUCACUCUGCAAGAGCUCAGCGAGUUGCUGAGUAUCAGCACCGAGGAUACUCUCGCUGGGUCGUUCCAAGUCGAGCAAUUCGUCAAGGAGCUGGUUAGGAUCCUGGGAGGCAAAUCACAAGAUGAUGACGAAGAAGAAGGCGAUGGCGAGCAUGAUGCGGAUCUCGCAGCGGCGCUAGCACUUAGCAAUGGGGGCAUGGCCUACCAGGGUGACGAAAAUCUCGAGGCACAAGUUCUCGCGUGUCGCUGCCUGGCGAAUCUCAUGGAGGCCUUACCCGGCGUUGCGCACACUGUCGUCUAUCACGGUGCUAUCCCGGUUCUCUGCAGCAAACUCAUCGAAAUUUCGUACAUUGACCUCGCAGAGCAGACCCUGAGUACCUUGGAGAAGAUCUCAGAAGAGUUCCCAAGCUCGAUUGUUCGCGAGGGCGGUCUCUCCGCCUUGCUCAGCUACCUUGAUUUUUUCUCUGUUGCUGUGCAGCGGACCGCCUUGCAGGCUGCUGCGAACUGCUGCAAGAACAUUUCUACCGAGCACUUCACCAUGAUUCAGGGUGUCUGGCCCAUUAUCCGCAACUGUUUGAGUUACUCGGAUCAACGUCUCGUCGAGUUUGCGUGCCUCUGUGUCAUCCGUGUGAUUGACUCCUAUCAUCGUUCCUCUACCGAGAACCUCGAGAACCUUCUUGACACUGAGGCGGUAGGGGCUAUCAACCAGUUGCUUAUGCCCCCUGGAGGGUCGCCCCUCAUCGCUGCAAACACAUAUACGUUACUCCUGCGUGCGCUAGCUACCGCUGCUCGCUCAAGCCCGAAGAUUACGGUUGCGUUGCUGAAGGCGGAUAUCGUCGAUACGCUCUAUCAGAUUCUGACCGGUGUCCUUCCGUCGUCGGUCUCGCCAACCCCUGCCGAAGACGGUCAAGGGCUCGGAGGGGAUAUUACCCACAUGACUGUGAUGGAGAAUCUGGCUCAUCGUCCCAAAGAUCAAGUCGAAGAAGCCUUAAGUCUCAUUUCAGAGUUGAUGCCACCGCUGCCCAAAGACGGCGUAUUUGACCAUAAGGGUUACACCGAUCGUGCCUUCGCGAAGAUGGUGCGAGCAAAGGCUCGAGCAGAACGUGCAGCUGCGAAAGGGCUUUCGAUUACUUCCGGAACUCCCUCGGCGGACAUACCUUCAGUCCCUCCCACCCCCGCACCUUUCGAAGGCGAUCAGGAGGGCGGAGCUGAUCAGCAAGUCCAAGAGGUUGAAGAAAACCCCGCGCCUACCCCUCAGACCAUUGAGGCCUCCAACGACCGGGCGGAGAUGUUACAGUCCCAGCCCGAAGUCGUUGGACGUUUCAUGCACCUUGUAGUGCCCAUUCUGAUAGACGUUUAUUCUGCUAGUGUUAUCACACCUGUCCGAGUCAAAACACUCACUGGCUUGCUCAAAGCCGUCAGUUUCCUUGAAGGCGAGUCGCUCAAGGACGUAUUCAAGUUUGGCAACGUCGCCAGCUUUGCGUCUGCUAUCUUGUCGUCAAAGGACCACCCAUCGUUGGUCAUUGGGGCGUUGCAGCUUGUUGAACUGCUGUUGGUGAAAAUGCCUUCGGAGUAUCGCCCUGCUCUGCGUCGAGAGGGCGUGUUCCAUGAGGUCGACGUGUUUGCUGCGCGCUCGCUGGUCGCGAAGUCAAAAGACAAGGAUAAAGACAAAGACAAUAUCCCCGAUGCUGCUGCAGAUUUGAUUGCGGCAUACAACGCCUCCGGCUCGGCAAUUCCGGGCUUCAAGAAGCUGUCGUCAAUGUCUAUAGAUCCUGAAGAUGCAAUCACGAUGAGAGCGCGCGUCAUCCGGUUCAAAUUCUCAUUUGGUCAGGAGGAAAUUGAUGGGGAUACUACGUUUGAAGAUCUGAAAGACCUAAUGCAACGCAUUGUCGCACCGAAUGCCUCAGAGGCUAGCGCGCAGACGGUGGUCAGAGAGCUCGCUACUUUGCUUGGUUCGAGGUCAUCGGUGUCUAGCUUUGAGUUGCUCCAGAGUGGCGCAGUGGAUGGGCUCUUACAGUUUGCGACCGAUCCGUCUAGAACAAUUCCUUUGAAGCGCCGACAAGAGUUGCUCCUCGAGUGCUUCACAUAUCGUCCCCGGGGAGUGCCUGUCUCGCAGUCUCCGUUCUCGACGCUGGUCAAGAAGCUGCAGGAAAGUUUGACAAGGAUGGAGGCGUUUGAGGUUGCCACUGUCGCACAAGUCACUCAUGAUGCCUUUGUAGAUUCAAAGCGUAGCUCCCCUUCUCUGCUUGCUCGUCAGAUACGACUCCGGCUGACGGCCGACGAAGAAUCCGACAUACCGCGGACGUUGCAGAAUAUGGUGGUUUCGAUACAUGCCAUCGCAACUUUCCAAGCGUUAAACGACUACCUACGUCCUCGAGUCGCUGGGCUCAUGUCCAACAACAGGCUAUCGGGGAUGCUCGCAGCCUUGGCGGCUUCGGGUUUGGGUUCAUCUUCACGGGACCCUGGUCCACCACCGAAGGCGCCGUCACGGCCUAUAUCUCCGACGCCAGCGCCCGGCGAGAAGUCCGUUGGACGGAGACGUUCGCAACGCUUAAGCGCGAAGAGCGAGGCCGCCCCCACAUCUGGUUCAUCGGUGCAAGCAGCCAGCGCUCCGGCAGCAGCAGAGAACACUGCGGAGGAGACAGCACCAGCUUCGUCAACUUCUGCUCCUGCGGUAGCUGUUUCCCCCGAGGAGCGUCACUCGCCGCCAUUCAUCCCUGAAAGCGACUUCGGUGCCGAUCUUACAGAUGAUGAAGUCCAUGCUGAGGUCUUCGAAGAUGAUGAAGACUUGGACAGGCCUACUGAGAAAACUGUCUCCGUUGCCGUUGCCGAUGAUGGUACCAAAGUCGUGGCUCAAACUCCCGACGGGACAAGAGUAGCUACACCAAGCUCAAUAGCACCUUUCUCAUCCUCCCGGUCCGCGGGUGCUGCGAUGUCGUCAUACGCGGCAGCAUUGAAGUCGAAGCCAUCGGAUUGGCAUCUGGAGUUUACAAUGGACGAUCAAGUCCUUCCCUUGGAUUUGACCAUCUAUGGCGCCAUUCACCAGCACGAACUGCGCUCAAAGUCGGGUAACGUCUCCUCCAGUGCACUUUGGCAAGGUUUGCACACUGUCAAGUUCAAGAAAGUACCAGGUCCUCCCCCUGCUCCAGAAGUUCGCGAUCAAGUCGGCCACAAAGUCCGUUCUCCAAGCCCUACGCUGUCCUCACUCCCCGAGGAUGCUCCCCACGCCAAGAUCCUUCGAUUACUUCGCGUUCUGCAUAAGCUCAAUGCUUCGGAGAUGGACAAGCCCACGAAGCCACUCGAUCAACGGGCUCUUGAUGAAAAUGCCUUCAUCAACAAGAAGCUUUCGGCUAAGCUGACCCGUCAACUGGAAGAGCCCAUGAUUGUUGCGAGCUCUUGUCUGCCAGACUGGGCCCUCGAUCUUCCUCAGAACUUCCCCUUCCUCUUCCCAUUCGCGACUCGCUACAACUAUCUACAGUCGACGUCGUUCGGGUAUGCGCGGCUCAUUCUUAAAUGGCAAAGUCAGCAAGUGCGCGGACAAGACAACUCACGGCGAGACGAUGGGAUUGGAUUUUUGGGUCGUCUACAGCGUCAAAAAGUGAGAAUAUCGCGCAAGCAUAUUCUGGAAUCGGCAGUCAAGGUCUUUGAGCUUUAUGGAUCGUCAUCGUCCAUCCUUGAGGUCGAGUACUUCGAUGAAGUCGGGACGGGCUUGGGUCCUACGCUGGAGUUCUAUUCGUUGGUCUCAAAGGAGUUCGCCAGACGGGACUUGAAGAUUUGGCGAGACGCAGACGCGACUCGCUCAGGGACUUACGUUCAUCACCCUACUGGGCUAUAUCCUGCGCCGAUUAGCCCUGACGAUGUCUCAAACGAUGGAAGCCAGAAGCGCACUCAUAUCCUCCGCGUUGUUGGCCAGUUCGUUGCCAAGGCCAUGCUUGACUCGCGAAUUAUCGACAUGUCUCUCAACAAGGUCUUCAUCAAGCAAGUGCUUGGGGAAGAUGUUCCGGUCACCAUCGAUACAUUAAGGCUUGUCGACAAAGACUUGGCCAACUCUCUAGCAAAGUUGCAAGGUUACGCUUCCUGCAAGGGUCAGGCCGAGAAGCUUGAGCAGAUUCGCAACAAGGUCGCGCUCAUGGACAUCGUCAACAUAGAUGACCUCGCCCUUGAUUUCACUAUUCCCGGCUAUGACAUCGAACUGCGGCCUGGUGGGCGUGAUAUCCCUGUCACCUCUGACAAUGCGGAGCAGUACAUUCAAGAAGUUCUUAAUGCCAUCAUCGGAUCGGGUGCCCGGGCCCAAGCAAAAGCAUUCAGGGAGGGAUUCUCCAAGGUUUUCUCGAUCUCCGAUCUGCAUUCGUUCUCUCCAGACGAGUUGGUCAUGCUCUUCGGGAACACCGACGAAGAUUGGAGUUUGGAGACACUCACAGAGUCUAUCAAAGCCGACCAUGGCUUCCACAUGGAUAGCCGCGCAAUACACGAUCUCAUGGACAUUAUGUCAGAAUAUGAUGUCACAUCACGUCGCGAUUUCUUGCAAUUCAUCACAGGUAGCCCCAAGCUGCCCAUUGGAGGCUUCCGAGGGCUCAACCCGCCAUUCACGGUUGUGAGAAAGCCGCACGAGGCCCCACUGACAGCAGAUGACUACCUUCCCAGUGUCAUGACUUGUGUCAACUACUUGAAGUUGCCGGAGUAUAGCUCGAAAAAGGUCAUGAAGGAAAAACUGCGUGUAGCUAUGAAGGAGGGUGUCGGUAGUUUCCAUCUUUCAUAA